AUGCAGUACUCCGUAGUUAUCAGGUCUAUCAUAGUAAACUUGAUGUAUUUGAUACAAGAGUGCACUAAACCCUUUUUGAUUUUACAAGAAAAUCAAAUACCUAGUACAGUUACAGCUGGUACAGUACAGGACAUAGUGUACUGCCACCACUCAGGUAGUCUAUACUUAGCGGGCUUUGCAGAUUUCUUCCCAACAGCUCCAUCUGUUCUCCAGCAAAGACGGUCCAAAGCUACACAAGAGCGACAGAGAAUUAAGUCCAAAACUGAAGCUGAAUCGACCCUUGAACUGUCCACUGGCCCUUCCAAUACUGAAAAUUGCGGGGUGACUCGGGGAUCAACAAAUGGAGAAAAUACAGAAGACGGAAGUACAACAGUGCCGCAAGACGAUCCCUCCAUAUCGUUUAGCGAUGCCAAUGGUGUUGGAUCCGCGAGUACAGCAAGUACACGCUCCUCUGCUUGCAGUUCUAACCUUCAGGCCGGGAACCUGAAUGGAAAUGGGAUGCUUUCAUAUGCACUUACGCCUCUAACGAAUACCGAGCCAUCUCCUCCUUGCAAGGUCACGAGUCCGCUGCGGUCAAGAUUGCACUAUUCUGAAGGAGAACUAGAAGAAGCAGACCGAAAAGACAGCAAAAGAGAUAGCAGAGUGGCUAUUACACCCCAGCAUACCCCGCCCACUCCUCAGUCACAGACGCGUCCCUCUGGAAAUAAUGUUAAGGGUUGUAAAUUGAUUUAUGACCCCGAUCUUGACAAGAAACCCCCAACGAAAGAGAGAAAAAGGAAGGCUCAAUAUGUUGAUAUUAUCGUCACUGAUGAUGAGCCACCGCCCCUUGAUCCGCGGCGUACAAUUGUCAACUACACUCGAGGAGCUGCUAGCAAACAGAAAACAAAAUAUCGACCGUCUCCCUAUACAUUGCGACAUUGGCCGUAUGAUGCCGCGACAUCCGUUGGGCCCGGCCCGCCGACGCAGAUUGUGGUCACUGGUUUCGAUCCAUUAACUCCAAUCGCUCCAAUCAGCGCAUUUUUCUCGAGUUUUGGAGAAAUCGCAGAAAUAAACAACAGAACUGAUCCUAUCACUGGAAGAUUGCUUGGAAUCUGUUCUAUAAAGUUCCAAGAUGCCCCGGCCUUCAGAAAUGGCGGUCCAGUGUCAGCAACAAGUGCCGCGAGGCGCGCGUACUACGAAUGCAAGAAGGAGCAGCGCAUUGGCACUCGCCGGAUUCGGGUCGAAUUAGAUCGCGAUGGUCUUGUAUCCCAACGUAUGGUUGACCGAGCGAUUGAGUCUUGGCGGAAAACUGCAAACAAUGAUAUUUCGUCUGUUGAUGCCGAUAAGCGCGAGCUUCAAUUGAAGAAGAAUGAACCUCCGCCAACAGCACCAAAGGGUCCCUCUGGGCGGUCAUCCGUCCGUUCAGCAUUCAACCCCCCAGAGGGACCAAGGGCUGCACUGAGACCCGCUGUACCGUCUCUCGUCGAGGAGACUCCUAUUUUGGACCAAAUCAAGCGGGAGCCAUACAUAUUCAUUGCGCAUUGUUACGUCCCGGUUCUCAGCACAACUGUACCUCACCUGCAGAGACGACUCAAACAGUUCGAUUGGAAGGCUGUUCGCUGCGACAAAACAGGAUACUACAUCAUAUUCGAGAACUCUAAGCGUGGCGAGGAGGAAGCGCAACGGUGCUAUAAGAUGUGCCACAUGACUCCAUUAUUCACGUACAUCAUGAAUAUGGAGAGUUAUCCUUAUGGGAAUCCCAACUACGUACGCAGCCCAAGCCCCGAACGAGUUAGGGCAGAGCAACGAGAAAAGGCGGAGAAAGAGAGACUAAGAAAGGAGGAAGAGCUAGAUAUUGAAGAGGAAAAGAAACAACGGGCAAACGAUUUAGACCCUUCAAAGGAAGUAUUGAGUAUCGUUGUACGCGAGCUCAAGGACAAGCUGUUGGAAGAUGUCAAGUCGCGUAUCGCUGCGCCGGCUCUAUAUGAUUAUUUAGAUCCAGAUCGGCAUGCCACCAAAAGGCGAAAUCUGGGAAUUCGUGAUCCCGAGGGAAGCAGACGCCAUCCGUUUCAAAUUGAUUCAACAGACGAGUCUCUUACUGGAACGCGGGACUCUCCAAGUGAGCUGCCAGGGGACGGUCGCCAGCCCUUUGGUUCUUCUCAUUUGAACAUCCUCGCGCUUCCACGAAUUCGGAAGGCUCACGGUGUCGGUCGCGCCAAUAUCGCUUUUCUGGAUGAAAGGCGUAAGCGUCCUCUGCGCAGGCGGGAGGUUCGGCCACUAUAUCAUCGCCUACAGCAGCUACACGAGGAUGGGGAUUCGGAUGAGGAUAUACGGACCCCUUUCACGAGGUUUACGGACGAACAAGAAAGUAGACCUCCUAGUCGAAUGAGCCUUGUUUCGUCAGAGUCGGAGAACGAUGAUGAGUACGGACAAGGCCCAAUUCAUACAUCUUCAGUUGCCAACAGCACCGCCGAAGAUGUUGUUUCUGGUGGCAUAGAUUUUGGGGACAGUGGUGUCUCCCAGGAUGCAUCAGUCAUUGAAAAUCUCAAGCAGGAUGCGUCGCUUUCUUCCCGUAAGAGGAAGAGACUUAGCAGGGAAAUUGAAGCACGCAAACGACAGAAAGAAGACGACGAACUGUUCGGCAUCGAACGAAGGAGCGAAGGGCCCGGAACGCUUCCUAAUUCGAAUCUCGAUGAUGUAGAGAUUCUUGACGCAGAAACUGAUAUAGGAACACGACUAAAGAAAUCUAAGUCAGGGAAGGAAUCCAGCAAGCAAGUGUUUGAGGAUGGACAAGUCAUGGAUGUUAAAGAACUGGAGGUUGAUACAUCUAUACACGACAACGAGGUGAUCUAUGCCCAAGACGAAACUUUCCAAGAGACCGACGUGUUGAGACGAGAUGAGAUUAAACCAGAGGUCAACUGGGAAGUCUCACAUGAUGAACCUCGUUCGACGGUGGAUGAUGAUGAGAGCGUGAUCUUGGAUCUGGAUGGAUGGCAGAAUCUGAUUAAAGACGAUGAGGAUUUGCAUUUCCUUAGAGAUGUAUUGGCAGAACAACCAAUGUCGAGAGUUGGAAACUUGACAGCAUGGGCCUGGAAGCAAAGAGAGAUCAAAGCACUUAAUCGACCUGGGGAGAAGGGUCCAGUUCGCGCUGAGACAAGGAUUCACGGCUAUUAUGUUCCGAAUCCAACGGGUUCAGCCCGUACAGAAGGGAGGAAGAAAAUCCUUGAGUCCGAGAAAUCUAAAUAUCUUCCUCACCGGAUCAAGGUCCAGAAAGCUCGUGAAGAAAGAGAGGCGAAAGCCAAAAAUGAUCCUCAAGCGGUGGCUGCUGAAGCUGCAAGGAUUGCUAAUGCCAAGACGAUUUCCAAGUCGACGUCUCGAUCUACGAGAGUCAAUAAUCGUCGCCUUAUCGCUGAUAUUAAUGCACAGAAACAGGCGCUUCCCACACAGAGUGGGGACAGCGAUGUUUUGCGCUUUAAUCAACUCAAGAAACGGAAGAAACCAGUCAGAUUCGCUCGAUCUGCAAUACACAACUGGGGAUUAUACGCAGAGGAGAAUAUUUCUGCAAAUGAUAUGAUCAUUGAAUACGUGGGCGAAAAAGUGAGGCAGCAGGUUGCAGACAUGAGGGAAAGGAGAUAUCUGAAGAGCGGAAUUGGAAGCAGUUAUCUCUUUAGAAUUGACGAGAACACAGUUAUUGAUGCGACAAAGCGCGGUGGCAUUGCGAGAUUCAUCAACCACAGCUGCACUCCAAAUUGCACCGCCAAGAUUAUCAAGGUGGAUGGCAGCAAGCGAAUUGUUAUAUAUGCUCUGAGAGAUAUCGAACGAGAUGAAGAACUAACGUACGACUACAAAUUCGAAAGAGAGUGGGACAGUGACGACAGAAUUCCUUGCCUUUGUGGUUCCGCUGGUUGUAAAGGUUUUCUUAAUUAG
Molecule: messenger RNA, 3906 nt
Organism: Rasamsonia emersonii CBS 393.64
Lineage: Eukaryota; Fungi; Ascomycota; Eurotiomycetes; Eurotiales; Trichocomaceae
Product: Histone-lysine N-methyltransferase
Exons: 5
Coding region: 1-3906 (1301 amino acids)
Cellular component (GO): Set1C/COMPASS complex
Molecular function (GO): nucleic acid binding; histone H3K4 methyltransferase activity; protein binding
Source: RefSeq, a predicted model, not a curated record